AUGGGUGGUUACUUUGUCAAAAUCUUGUUUGCAUUGUUAGUGUGCUUUUUGCAUACUGAAAUAUCCAUUCUUGGAUUGAACUCUACAUCGGAGAUCUCACGUGUGAAAUGCAUUGAAAGUGAGAGACAAGCCCUCCUCAACUUCAAACGUGGCCUUGUAAAUGACUCUGGCAUGCUGUCUACAUGGAGGGAUGAUGAAAAUAACAGAGAUUGUUGCAAAUGGAAAGGCCUUCAAUGCAAUAAUGAAACAGGUCACGUCUCCAAGCUUGAUCUUCAUGGUCACUACCCACAACGUUUGUCAGGUGUAAUCAAUAUUUCUUCAUUGAUUGACUUGCAAAAUAUUGAAUAUUUGAAUCUUAGCAAUAAUGAUUUUGAAGGGAGUUACAUCCCAAAAUUUAUGGGCUCGUUCACCAACUUAAAAUAUCUUGAUCUAUCAUGGUCGAGGUUUGGUGGGAGAAUUCCUUAUGAAUUGGGGAAUCUCUCAAAGUUGGAGUAUCUUGAUCUUAAAUGGAAUUCUCUUGAUGGAGCAAUACCUUCUCAACUAGGGAAGCUUACAAGUUUACAGCAUCUAGAUCUAAGCCUAAAUUCUCUUAGUGGAGAAAUCCCUUCUGAAGUAGGGGUGCUUACAGGCUUACAACAUCUAGAUCUAAGUAGAAAUUCUCUUCACGGAGAAAUCCCUUCUGAAGUAGGGAAGCUUACAAGCUUACGACACUUAGAUCUAAGCUUCAAUUCUUUUCGUGGAGAAAUCCAUUCUGAAGUAGGGAUGCUUACAAGCUUGCAACAUCUAGAUCUGAGUGGAAAUUCUCUUCUUGGAGAAAUCCCUUCUGAAGUAGGGAAGCUUACAGCAUUACGAUAUCUAGAUCUAAGUUAUAAUGUGGCUAUUCAUGGAGAGAUCCCUUAUCACUUUAAAAAUCUCUCACAACUGCAAUAUCUUUGUCUUAGAGGACUUAAUCUUUCCGGGCCAAUACCUUUCCGGGCUGGGAAUCUUCCUAUCUUGCAUACUCUUAGACUUGAAGGCAAUUUUGAUCUUAAAAUUAACGAUGCACAGUGGCUAUCUUCUCUCUCUUUUUUAACAACUCUUGGCCUGACAUCAUUGCAUAAUCUUGGCUCCUCUCGUUACUGGCAACAAAUGAUCGGUGAGCUUAUAACAAACUUGAGAGAGUUGAGUCUAGUUGAUUGUAAUCUCACUGAUGAAAGUGUUGUGCUAUCUGCUUCCAUUCAAAAUUCUUCAUCUCCUCUUGUCACCCUUAACCUUAAUGAUAACUCGUUAGAAGGUCCAAUACCUAAUCUUUCAAAUUUUACAUCUUUGAGGACAUUACAUCUUUCCAAUAAUCGGUUAACUGGAGAAAUACCUAAAAGCAUUGGGUUGCUACAUGAGUUGGAGUCUCUUCACCUACAGGAUAAUUACUUGGAGGGUGAUAUCAAUGAAUGGCAUCUCACAAAUUUGUCCAAAUUGGAGGAGUUAGACUUAACAGACAACUCGUUGUCUCUAAAGUUUGGUACUACAUGGGUUCCACCUUUCCAAUUAUAUAAUUUGGGACUAGCUUCUUGCAAGUUGGGUCCUAGUUUCCCAAGUUGGCUCCAAACUCAAAGUCACUUGGGCUUUCUAGAUAUCUCUGAUGCUGGGAUUGAUGACUUUGUGCCAGACUGGUUUUGGAACAAGUUACAGUCUAUAAGUUUGAUGAAUAUGUCUUACAACAGUCUCAAAGGUACAAUUCCGAAUUUCCCGAUCAAGCUUACUGAUGACUAUAAACUUAUAAUUCUAAAUUCAAAUCAACUUGAAGGUGAAAUUCCUGCUUUUUUAUCCCACGCUUAUGCAUUAGAUUUUUCCAACAAUAAGAUUUCAGGCUUAAACACAUUCUUGUGUGGAAAAAGAGCAAGUACAAACCUACACACUUUGGACUUAUCAAGUAAUCGAAUAAUGGGACAACUGCCCAACUGUUGGGAACAUCUAAAUACAUUAGAAUUUCUUGAUCUGAGCAAUAAUAAAUUGUCAGGCAAGAUUCCACAGUCCAUGGGUACACUUGUUAAUUUGGAAGCUUUGGUCUUAAGACACAACAAUUUUAUUGGAGACCUACCAUUCACCUUGAAGAACUGCACUCGUUUAGAUAUACUAGACUUGAGUGAAAAUUUGUUGUCUGGUCCAAUACCGUCAUGGAUUGGACAAAGUUUACAACAAUUACAAAUCUUGAGCUUGCGUGUAAACCACUUUAAUGGAAGUGUUCCUGUUCAUCUCUGUUAUUUGAGGCAAAUUCAUAUCUUGGAUCUUUCAAGAAAUAACUUGUCAAAAGGAAUUCCAACUUGUCUAAGGAACUUUACUGCGAUGAUGGAAAGCAGACUACCAACAUUGACAUUUAGUUUAUAA
Messenger RNA from Glycine soja, 2364 nucleotides. RefSeq names its product receptor-like protein EIX1. NCBI's taxonomy places the organism in Eukaryota, Viridiplantae, Streptophyta, Magnoliopsida, Fabales, Fabaceae. The transcript has a single exon. The coding region runs from base 1 to 2364 and encodes 787 amino acids. The record is from RefSeq and is a predicted model, not a curated record. Gene Ontology annotation, molecular function: protein binding.